Molecule: messenger RNA, 6705 nt
Organism: Oldenlandia corymbosa var. corymbosa
Lineage: Eukaryota; Viridiplantae; Streptophyta; Magnoliopsida; Gentianales; Rubiaceae
Source: the annotation of a GenBank genome assembly
CAAUUUUAUUAUUAUUUUUUUCUCCCGUUUUUUUUUUAAAAUUUUUUCAUUUUUUAUAUUCUAUACAGCAAUGGCUAUUACUUUUUUUUUUUUAAUAAAGUAAAUCUUUUUUCUCACUUUGGAACGCAGAAGACAAAAUGCUAAUAAUAAUAUGGAUUAGAUUAAGGUGAAGGCCCCAAGGCCCAAGUCCAACCCCUAAAAUUUACCAUGUUUAUUUAUUUUAUUUUGAUUUAAGUUUUUCUUUUUUAUUAGCCAAUUCUGGGGCAAAAUUUUCAUCCAAUUUCAAUCUCGUUCUUUUGUCAUCGUAUAUGUAAUCGUGAUUGUUUGAAAAAAGAUUAAGGUAAAUUUGAUCGGUUUAAAGUUCAUCGGUACUUGUGUUAUAAAUUAGAAGGAAAGUAUGUUUUGAUGUGGGUGGAAGGUGUGAUGUCUUGUCAUCCAUCUGAUUUUGGCGCGGGCAUCGCCGAUUCGGUCGUCGGCGGCGGUGAUGGCUAGCAACCGCAAACGUCUGCGACUCCUCCAAGACCUUUACAAUGUCACUAACGCUCUUUCUGAACCCCAGGCAUAAUCCUUUCCUUCUUCCUUUGCUGUAAUUUUUUUUCCUUCUAUUUUAUUUUGGUCGCGGGGUUUUCAUUAUCUUCUUAGCCUCAUCUUACUGAUCAACUGCAAAUCGACUUUCUUUUUUUCUCAUACGCAUCGUUUUUCGUUGUUCAAAAGAUGUUUCAUGCUGAUUUGUUUUUGUUAUUCAUUUGCUGGUAGUUUCUUCCCCCCUUACUAACAACAAUGAAAGGAUUGAUGAUGGAUUAUUAUUGUAUGCAUACUCUCUUCUAUCAGUUAAGGGUUUCGCUUUAUACUCUAAUUUGUAAGUUUUUAAAUGCGUGCUCCAUUUGCUAAAGUUCUUAUUGGAAUAGGGUUUGGUUGAUUGAACACUCUUUCCUUUGGUGAAACAGAAUAGUAGGUUCUAAUGCUUACAGAGUUACAGUUGUAGAUUGGUUUCUCAUAUUCAUUGUGAUUGACUUGUUUGUGGGUUAAUGUUUUGCUUCAUUGUGAUAGACUUGUUUGUGGGUUAAUGUUUUGCUUGUAGCAGGAUUUCUCCUGAUUAAUUCCUAGUUAAACCCCUGACCAUACCACUCAAGAUGAGUAGAAUACAUGUCAUCAUUUACUCAAAUCAAAAGGCGAAGGCCUGCUAAAAAGAUGUGAAGAAAAGAAAACUAUUGAGAAGGAUAUGAUUUAUUUGAAUUUAAUUGUUGUUGUUGUUGAUCCAUGAAGCUUAUCCUGAAAAGAAAUGCUGUGUUGGUAUUGUUGAAGCCAACUGUUGUAUUUUCUGCCCUUUUGCAAAAACCAUAUAGACAUAUUGAGAUGGUCGAUUGGGUCUUUAAGAUCAUUGGUUUCUAUGAUUCUUUUACUAGUAUGAUUUUAGCAUUCAUGUACCUUACUGACGACCUUUUAACAUGUUAGAUCACGCCAAUUUUACGAGGAAGUGUGCGGAUGCAAGGGCCUGUUAACGAGUCAGACCAAGAUGGCGUCCAUGCCAAUAUGGUGAGAUGACAGGGUAAUUACAUGCGGAACAUUCUUCUUCUUCGUUUACACAAGCAUCAUUCCAUGUUUCCAUACUUGCAUUGGGUUCGGGAGUUUAAAUGUUUGACAUGUAAAGGUUAAAAUAAUAAAGAAAUCAAAACUUAUCAUGGAUCCUACUACUAUGGGUAUUUUACUAUUGUCACCAACUGUUGCGAAUAUUUUGUUAUGAACUCUUAAAAUUUAUAUUUCAUAAGAUAUCCGCAGUAGAAUACCCUGCAAAAGAGGUUCCAAAAAACGAGUUCUGCUACGAACUAAUGGUCAGCCUUAGAAAUGAGUGUUUUUUUCUUUUAAUAUAUAUAUAUAUAUAUAUAUAUAUUUACAUAGUGACUAUUUUAUAUCUCUUCAUAUGUUUUCCAUGGAAAAGGAUGGAAGGAUAGCUAAUGCAAUUUGUUUUGGCAGACCCCUUUAUGUCUUAUUUUAGUUGUAUGAUUCCAUGCAUUUCACCAAACCUUUUCUUAUUUUGUUCUGUGGAUGAAAUUGACUUUUUUUUAUGGACUUUUGACAGUCCUUUUUAUUAAUUAGCUCUAUUGCAUUUUUUUGGAUCAUAAACCUUUGUUUAUUUAUAAACUGGUUGGUUGUGCCAGAUGCCAUUUCCAGUUGAAGAAGAAUAUUGUACUUAUUACUCUAAGAAUUCAGGAUAUUACUGUGGACCCCUAUCUGGAACUUGUAUUGCGUGUUCAACACUUUCAUCAUCUUGUUUGCAUACAAAUCAGCAUCUCAUGGGGUCAACAGUUGAUGAAUGUUCUGGAGAAGCAUCUUCUGGCAAUGCUAUAAGUUAUUCUGUUAAUGUUUCCAUUCCAGUUAGUAAGACCCGGACGGGACAUCUGGUUAGUGGGAGUUCAAGUAAUACAUCAGAAAAUGUUUAUUGUGAAGCUAGCUGUAGGAACAAUUCUGACUUAUUGUCGGCAGCAUCUGAAACUGUCUCUGUGUUUCCAAAGCCUGAUGAUUUUGAAGUUCAAGGAGACGCUCCUAAGGAUAAUCAUCAGUCAUGCAUUACCAAAGUUUCUGACUCCCAGUCACUUCAAUUCAGUUUGAGUAUUGGUGACGGUAAAGGUUCUUCCAGUUUCCCACUUUCUGCUAAUGCUCUGUUAGCCCAAGAAAAUGUUUCAAUUGGCUCUUUUCAAACUUCUUCUGAAUGUUUGGAUGUGAGAAGCAAUUUUGAUCAGGGUCAGAGGAACUAUAGAGGGCAAAGGUCAAAAAGCAAAGAAAACUUGAAGGAAUUGAAGGAUUCUGUGUUCUCAGUGGCAGCUUUAUCCUCACAGAGUGCAAGCUUUUGUGAGGCUCCUUCAGAUACUGGGGGACAUACCAUUGAUAGAUUGAAUGCAGACGGUAAUAAUUUGUUACCUGUUGUGAUUGAUAAGCUUCCUUCUUCUGACCAUAGUGUCGAGAUAGCACAGGAACAUUUAUCCCCUCAUCUUCAUGGCGAGAAUGUGAAUUCACUAUUGGGGGGGAUGAGUUCUGUGAAUAAUCAUAGUGAUAAUGCCAUGGAAAUUGUGGAGAAAAAUGAAGUUGGUGACAACACAGACACGUGUCUGACCAAUGUUAAAGAAAGUUCUUUAGAAUCUCACUCCUUAGACGAGUGUGAUGACUCCGAUUUGGUGGAACAUGAUGUAAAAGUGUGUGAUAUUUGUGGUGAUGCUGGUAGGGAGGAUUUACUUGCUAUAUGCUGCAGGUGUAUUGAUGGAGCUGAGCACACGUAAGUCAGCUCUGUACCUUGUCUGUGUACACACAUUCCCACCAUUCACCAUACACAUAUGUUUAUUCACAAUACAGCACUUUGUUAUUGUUCUCAUUCAUAGCUUGUUGUUUAGCUAUUGCAUGCGAGAAAUGCUGGAUAAAGUUCCUUUGGGGGAUUGGCUGUGUGAAGAAUGCAAAUUGUAUGCGGAAAUGAAUGGUCGGGAUCUAGAAAUUGUUGGCAGUGUUGAUGGAAUUGAAAAAACUAGAUCUUCUGGACCAGUUGACCCUGAAAGUUUAGAUGUCUAUAAGAAAUUUGAAACCGGAGUUUCAGAUGUUGACCAAAAAAACAAUUAUAUUAAUUUUCCUUCUGCAAAGAUAUUGGGCAAAAGACAGUCGAAUGAUUCGCAAGUUUCUUCUCCUGCAAAGAGACAUGCUCUUGAACCAGAAAAUGUUUCUGGAAAUAAGUCAAUUACCAACGGGGAACCUGCCAUUUCUCGUAAUAGUUCAAUGAAGCUGGAUAGGUUGAAGACAAAAACCGACCAUUCUUCUAAUAGCCCAAUAUCAGCUCCUGAAUCAGCAGACCUUGCUUCUGCUUCACGACUUCAAGCUCAAGGUACCUUUGCCAAGUCUAACUCAUUCAACUCUCUGAAUGUGAAGUCUAAGGUUAAUCUUCUAGAUGAUGUUAUACCUCAGAAGCAAAGAUCAACUAGGGAAUCUGUUUCGUCCGACAGGAAGGAGGGAAUUUCCAGAUCAAUGAGCAAAUCUAUGUCAUUUAAAACUCCAUAUGGUGCCCGUGCCAAUAUUGGUGAAUCUAAAGUGAAAAUGUUGUCUCCCAAAUUCUCACAUCUGCAGGAUACUAAAGGGUCUAAAAACAGCAAAGACUGCAAGGUUUUUGAAAGGAAAAAUUCUUUUCAGUUGGAGAGGUCGUCGUUAGCUAAUUCUGGUAGCCAUGCAGCCAAGAACGAUAGAAAAAUUGUAUCUUCUGGAGAAACUAAUUCUCUUAAUCCUCCAAGAAAAUUUCGGGAUGCAAAAGCCGUAACUUCUGAUAGGAGGUCAACAAUACUGUCAAAAUCACCAAGUUUUGCUACUCGUAAGGGUUUAGAACCUGUUUCUCUAGGUGAAGUUAAGAGGCAAUCUACUACUGGUCUGGUUGGGAUUUCAUCCGCAAAAGUUCCAAAGCCUAAUCAAGAUAACUUAAAGGUGGAUACCUCUUCAAGUAAUUGUUCUGCUGAGCUGUCAUCUUGCUAUGCUAAUGAAGGUUCGCUAGAUGAUUUAUCUCAGCAAAUUGAAUCGACAGAUUCUGAUGAGAGAGCUAAAGAUGGUUUAAGCAGUAGAUUAAGAGAAGGGGUGGACAGUAAGGAUAAACUGAAGGCUGCAAUCGAAGCCGCCAUGCUCAGAAAGCCUGGAAUAUACCAGAAACAUAGGCAGCCCAGUCAUUGUAGUGAUGUAUCUGCUGUAUCUGCUGCCUCAAAAUGCGAGACGGCAGCUAGUCACGUUCUGAUGUCUGGUGCAAGUAAUAUGGAGAAUGUAUCUCUUUCCUUUGAGGAGAAGAAAAUGAUACUAGGAAGCUCCACGUCUGACUUCUAUAAACGAGAAACUCUUGAUGAUGCAAAGCAGAUUGCACUUGUUACUUGUGAAGCUUCUACCUCUAGUGCAGAAGAAUCACCCCCCUUCGGCCCAUUGGAGGGGCUGUCGUUGGCCAUUCCGGAUAAUGAUUAUAUAUGGAAUGGGGCUUUUGAAGUUCAAAGGGUUGGGAGAAAUAUAAGUUUGUUUGACGGAAUACAAGCUCAUCUAUCAGCUUCUGCAUCGCCAAAAGUUCUUGAAGCGGUGAACAAAUUUAACAAUAAAGUCGUCUUAAAUGAAGUACCCCGCUUGAAGACAUGGCCAGUACAGUUUCAGGAGAAUGGUGUCGGGGAAGAUAAUAUAGCUAUUUUCUUUUUCGCAAAAGAUUCUGCAAGCUAUGAGAAGAGCUACAAAGGGUUGUUGAAUAAUAUGAUGAAGAAUGAUGUUGCUCUUAAAGGAAAUUUCGGUGGUUUCGAGCUUAUGAUAUUCCCAUCUAAUCAGCUUCCUGAGAAAUGCCAGCGCUGGAAUACAAUGUUUUUUAUGUGGGGUGUGUUUAGAGGAAAGAGGGUUAAUCAACGACAAGUGCCUGGCUCUGAUGAGAAAACUAAUGCUCCUCAAGAUGUCAUCAUGGCUAGCAUGACUUCCCCUGUGAACAUAUCAUUAGGUAUGCCCAUAGACAUUGAAACGAGAGCUUUGGGGCUGACAAGUUUAUCAUCUUCUGAAGCAUUGAGGGGAUUAAGUGAUUGCAGACUGUCUUCGGAUAUCAUGGACAAGGGUCCUCUACAAACUGACAAUGUUCUGUCUGAUAGUCGGCAAAACUUGAGACCGUUUUCUGUUUUGCAUCCCAGUGUUGCAAAAUCAUGUGUAGAAAAGGCUGACAUCAGUAGGGACUUGAGCCGUUCAAGUAUUUCCCUGCAGGAACAAAAAUGUUGCAUCGGUUCCGAUGACAAGAAGGAACCAGAAGUUGAAAUUCGUGUUGAAUCUGCCAUUAGAGAUUGUGAUUUGAAUGAGAGUCCGCAGAAGCUCAUGAACUACCACCCUGAUUUUAAUCAGCAGCAAUUGUCAUCUGCUGCUGGCUCUCAUGAGAUGAGUUCUGCAGGGGACCGAAUCUCGUUGGAUGGAGCAAGUCUGGAAGGCAAUUUAGCGGAUGGAGCUUCUCCUGGUACUGGAAACCAAAUGGUGGAUGACAAGUUCACUGAAGUAGCUUCUGAGCCGGCAAGUUUGAUAGGACCGGGGACUGCUACCGGGGACGUAGACCUUGAAGAAGUAAGGAUAGCCAAAAAACAGAAGACUGACUGUUAUGGUGGGCUAUAUGGAGAAAAUGGUGGUCAGACCAGUACUUCGAAAGACUCUGUUUUGCAUUCUGAUUGUCUCUCGCUUGCAAAUGGUGUUGAUGAGAUAAGUUCUGGAAGUUACUUUUUCCCUGUACAACCGAAGGAAGAAGUCGGGCAGGUUAGAAGGUUAAUGCAAUCCUCACCAAAAAUCAUUGAUCUCGAGGAGGACAUAGCCCCCAAUCUUGAGCUUGCUUUGGGGGCAGAAAGUAAAACCUCGCCUGCCCUGCCUUUUUUGGUUGAGAAAGAUGACAAAAAAUUCACCUGGCACCUUUCUUCAACGCCUGAACAAACAGCAACAACCAAGGGAAGAAGAGGAGAGGAGGAGGAGAACGAUGUAGUGUCUGCUUCGCUUUCCCUUUCGCUUUCAUUUCCGUUUCCUGAGAAGGAAGAAGAAACAACAGAGAAGAAACCCUCAUUGGGAUCUGAAGCUGGAAAUGUUAACACUUCGCUACUCCUAUUUGGGCUUGAGGGACAAGUAGAGAAUCGGAUACCCUCCAGCCUACAAUAUCCUGGAGGUAAUACUGCUGCAUCGCAAGCAUGCAAUAGGUUUAAAUGA